Molecule: messenger RNA, 5151 nt
Organism: Plasmodium falciparum 3D7
Lineage: Eukaryota; Apicomplexa; Aconoidasida; Haemosporida; Plasmodiidae
Gene: RH4
Product: reticulocyte binding protein homologue 4
Biological process (GO): adhesion of symbiont to host cell
Source: RefSeq, a predicted model, not a curated record
AUGAAUAAGAAUAUAUUGUGGAUAACUUUUUUUUAUUUUUUAUUUUUUCUCUUGGAUAUGUACCAAGGAAAUGACGCAAUUCCCUCAAAAGAAAAAAAAAACGAUCCAGAAGCAGAUUCUAAGAACUCACAGAAUCAACAUGAUAUAAAUAAAACACACCAUACGAACAAUAAUUAUGAUCUGAAUAUUAAGGAUAAAGAUGAGAAAAAAAGAAAAAAUGAUAAUUUAAUCAAUAAUUAUGAUUACUCUCUUUUAAAGUUAUCUUAUAAUAAGAAUCAAGAUAUAUAUAAGAAUAUACAAAAUGGCCAAAAGCUUAAAACAGACAUAAUAUUAAACUCAUUUGUUCAAAUUAAUUCAUCAAACAUAUUAAUGGAUGAAAUAGAAAAUUAUGUGAAAAAAUAUACGGAAUCGAAUCGUAUUAUGUACUUACAAUUUAAAUAUAUAUAUCUACAAUCCUUAAAUAUAACAGUAUCUUUUGUACCUCCGAAUUCACCAUUUCGAAGUUAUUAUGACAAAAAUUUAAAUAAAGAUAUAAAUGAAACUUGUCAUUCCAUACAAACACUUCUAAACAAUCUAAUAUCUUCCAAAAUUAUAUUUAAAAUGUUAGAAACUACAAAAGAACAAAUAUUACUUUUAUGGAAUAACAAAAAAAUUAGUCAACAAAAUUAUAAUCAAGAAAAUCAAGAAAAAAGUAAAAUGAUCGAUUCGGAAAAUGAAAAACUAGAAAAGUACACAAACAAGUUUGAACAUAAUAUCAAACCUCAUAUAGAAGAUAUAGAGAAAAAAGUAAAUGAAUAUAUUAAUAAUUCCGAUUGUCAUUUAACAUGUUCAAAAUAUAAAACAAUUAUCAAUAAUUAUAUAGAUGAAAUAAUAACAACUAAUACAAACAUAUACGAAAACAAAUAUAAUCUACCACAAGAACGAAUUAUCAAAAACUAUAAUCAUAAUGGUAUUAAUAAUGAUGAUAAUUUUAUAGAAUAUAAUAUUCUUAAUGCAGAUCCUGAUUUAAGAUCUCAUUUUAUAACACUUCUUGUUUCAAGAAAACAAUUAAUCUAUAUUGAAUAUAUUUAUUUUAUUAACAAACAUAUUGUAAAUAAAAUUCAAGAAAACUUUAAAUUAAAUCAAAAUAAAUAUAUACAUUUUAUUAAUUCAAAUAAUGCUGUUAAUGCUGCUAAAGAAUAUGAAUAUAUCAUAAAAUAUUAUACUACAUUCAAAUAUCUACAGACAUUAAAUAAAUCAUUAUACGACUCUAUAUAUAAACAUAAAAUAAAUAAUUAUUCUCAUAACAUUGAAGAUCUUAUAAACCAACUACAACAUAAAAUUAAUAACCUAAUGAUUAUCUCAUUCGAUAAAAAUAAAUCAUCAGAUUUAAUGUUACAAUGUACAAAUAUAAAAAAAUAUACCGAUGAUAUAUGUUUAUCCAUUAAACCUAAAGCAUUAGAAGUCGAAUAUUUAAGAAAUAUAAAUAAACACAUCAACAAAAAUGAAUUCCUAAAUAAAUUCAUGCAAAACGAAACAUUUAAAAAAAAUAUAGAUGAUAAAAUCAAAGAAAUGAAUAAUAUAUACGAUAAUAUAUAUAUCAUAUUAAAACAAAAAUUCUUAAACAAAUUAAACGAAAUCAUACAAAAUCAUAAAAAUAAACAAGAAACAAAAUUAAAUACCACAACCAUUCAAGAAUUGUUACAACUUCUAAAGGAUAUUAAAGAAAUACAAACAAAACAAAUCGAUACAAAAAUUAAUACUUUUAAUAUGUAUUAUAACGAUAUACAACAAAUAAAAAUAAAGAUUAAUCAAAAUGAAAAAGAAAUAAAAAAGGUACUCCCUCAAUUAUAUAUCCCAAAAAAUGAACAAGAAUAUAUACAAAUAUAUAAAAAUGAAUUAAAGGAUAGAAUAAAAGAAACACAAACAAAAAUUAAUUUAUUUAAGCAAAUUUUAGAAUUAAAAGAAAAAGAACAUUAUAUUACAAACAAACAUACAUACCUAAAUUUUACACACAAAACUAUUCAACAAAUAUUACAACAACAAUAUAAAAACAACACACAAGAAAAAAAUACACUAGCACAAUUUUUAUACAAUGCAGAUAUCAAAAAAUAUAUUGAUGAAUUAAUACCUAUCACACAACAAAUACAAACCAAAAUGUAUACAACAAAUAAUAUAGAACAUAUUAAACAAAUACUCAUAAAUUAUAUACAAGAAUGUAAACCUAUACAAAAUAUAUCAGAACAUACUAUUUAUACACUAUAUCAAGAAAUCAAAACAAAUCUGGAAAACAUCGAACAGAAAAUUAUGCAAAAUAUACAACAAACUACAAAUCGGUUAAAAAUAAAUAUUAAAAAAAUAUUUGAUCAAAUAAAUCAAAAAUAUGACGACUUAACAAAAAAUAUAAACCAAAUGAAUGAUGAAAAAAUUGGGUUACGACAAAUGGAAAAUAGGUUGAAAGGGAAAUAUGAAGAAAUAAAAAAGGCAAAUCUUCAAGAUAGGGACAUAAAAUAUAUAGUCCAAAAUAAUGAUGCUAAUAAUAAUAAUAAUAAUAUUAUUAUUAUUAAUGGUAAUAAUCAAACCGGUGAUUAUAAUCACAUCUUGUUCGAUUAUACUCACCUUUGGGAUAAUGCACAAUUUACUAGAACAAAAGAAAAUAUAAACAACCUAAAAGAUAAUAUACAAAUCAACAUAAAUAAUAUCAAAAGUAUAAUAAGAAAUUUACAAAACGAACUAAACAAUUAUAAUACUCUUAAAAGCAAUUCCAUCCAUAUUUAUGAUAAAAUACACACAUUAGAAGAAUUAAAAAUAUUAACUCAAGAAAUUAAUGAUAAAAAUGUUAUCAGAAAAAUAUAUGAUAUUGAAACCAUAUAUCAAAAUGAUUUACAUAACAUAGAAGAAAUUAUUAAAAAUAUUACAAGCAUUUAUUACAAAAUAAAUAUCUUAAAUAUAUUAAUUAUUUGCAUCAAACAAACAUAUAAUAAUAAUAAAUCCAUUGAAAGCUUAAAACUUAAAAUUAAUAACUUAACAAAUUCAACACAAGAAUAUAUUAAUCAAAUAAAAGCUAUCCCAACUAAUUUAUUACCAGAACAUAUAAAACAAAAAAGUGUAAGCGAACUAAAUAUUUAUAUGAAACAAAUAUAUGAUAAAUUAAAUGAACAUGUUAUUAAUAAUUUAUAUACAAAAUCAAAGGAUUCAUUACAAUUUUAUAUUAACGAAAAAAAUUAUAAUAAUAAUCAUGAUGAUCAUAAUGAUGACCAUAAUGAUGUAUAUAAUGAUAUCAAAGAAAAUGAAAUAUAUAAAAAUAAUAAAUUAUACGAAUGCAUACAAAUCAAAAAGGAUGUAGACGAAUUAUAUAAUAUUUAUGAUCAACUCUUUAAAAAUAUAUCCCAAAAUUAUAAUAACCACUCCCUUAGUUUUGUACAUUCAAUAAAUAAUCAUAUGCUAUCUAUUUUUCAAGAUACUAAAUAUGGAAAACACAAAAAUCAACAAAUCCUAUCCGAUAUAGAAAAUAUUAUAAAACAAAAUGAACACACAGAAUCAUAUAAAAAUUUAGACACAAGUAAUAUACAACUAAUAAAAGAACAAAUUAAAUAUUUCUUACAAAUAUUUCAUAUACUUCAAGAAAAUAUAACCACUUUCGAAAAUCAAUAUAAAGAUUUAAUUAUCAAAAUGAACCAUAAAAUUAAUAAUAAUCUAAAAGAUAUUACACAUAUUGUCAUAAACGAUAACAAUACAUUACAAGAACAAAAUCGUAUUUAUAACGAACUUCAAAACAAAAUUAAACAAAUAAAAAAUGUCAGUGAUGUAUUCACACAUAAUAUUAAUUACAGUCAACAAAUAUUAAAUUAUUCUCAAGCACAAAAUAGUUUUUUUAAUAUAUUUAUGAAAUUUCAAAACAUUAAUAAUGAUAUUAAUAGCAAACGAUAUAAUGUACAAAAAAAAAUUACAGAGAUAAUCAAUUCAUAUGAUAUAAUAAAUUAUAACAAAAAUAAUAUCAAAGAUAUUUAUCAACAAUUCAAAAAUAUACAACAACAAUUAAAUACAACAGAAACGCAAUUGAAUCAUAUAAAACAAAAUAUUAAUCAUUUCAAAUAUUUUUAUGAAUCUCAUCAAACCAUAUCUAUAGUAAAGAAUAUGCAAAAUGAAAAACUAAAAAUUCAAGAAUUCAACAAAAAAAUACAACACUUCAAGGAAGAAACACAAAUUAUGAUAAACAAGUUAAUACAACCUAGCCACAUACAUUUACAUAAAAUGAAAUUGCCUAUAACUCAACAGCAACUUAAUACAAUUCUUCAUAGAAAUGAACAAACAAAAAAUGCUACAAGAAGUUACAAUAUGAAUGAGGAGGAAAAUGAAAUGGGAUAUGGCAUAACUAAUAAAAGGAAAAAUAGUGAGACAAAUGACAUGAUAAAUACCACCAUAGGAGACAAGACAAAUGUCUUAAAAAAUGAUGAUCAAGAAAAAGGUAAAAGGGGAACUUCCAGAAAUAAUAAUAUUCAUACAAAUGAAAAUAAUAUAAAUAAUGAACAUACAAAUGAAAAUAAUAUAAAUAAUGAACAUACAAAUGAAAAGAAUAUAAAUAAUGAACAUGCAAAUGAAAAGAAUAUAUAUAAUGAACAUACAAAUGAAAAUAAUAUAAAUUAUGAACAUCCAAAUAAUUAUCAACAAAAAAAUGAUGAAAAAAUAUCACUACAACAUAAAACAAUUAAUACAUCACAACGUACCAUAGAUGAUUCGAAUAUGGAUCGAAAUAAUAGAUAUAACACAUCAUCACAACAAAAAAAUAAUUUGCAUACAAAUAAUAAUAGUAAUAGUAGAUACAACAAUAACCAUGAUAAACAAAAUGAACAUAAAUAUAAUCAAGGAAAAUCUUCAGGGAAAGAUAACGCAUAUUAUAGAAUUUUUUAUGCUGGAGGAAUUACAGCUGUCUUACUUUUAUGUUCAAGUACUGCAUUCUUUUUUAUAAAAAACUCUAAUGAACCACAUCAUAUUUUUAAUAUUUUUCAAAAGGAAUUUAGUGAAGCAGAUAAUGCACAUUCAGAAGAAAAAGAAGAAUAUCUACCUGUCUAUUUUGAUGAAGUUGAAGAUGAAGUUGAAGAUGAAGUUGAAGAUGAAGAUGAAAAUGAAAAUGAAGUUGAAAAUGAAAAUGAAGAUUUUAAUGACAUAUGA